Molecule: messenger RNA, 2109 nt
Organism: Priceomyces carsonii
Lineage: Eukaryota; Fungi; Ascomycota; Pichiomycetes; Serinales; Debaryomycetaceae
Gene: POX1-3
Product: acyl-CoA oxidase
Exons: 1
Coding region: 1-2109 (702 amino acids)
Biological process (GO): lipid homeostasis; fatty acid beta-oxidation using acyl-CoA oxidase
Cellular component (GO): peroxisome
Molecular function (GO): FAD binding; acyl-CoA oxidase activity; fatty acid binding
Source: RefSeq, a predicted model, not a curated record
AUGUCUGCUUAUAAUACUGUUAAUUCUGCUCCAGCACCAGAUCCCAAGAAUUUGAUUCAGGUUGAGAGGGAAGCUUCCAAAUGGCAACCUCUUGAUAUGCAUAGCUUUUUAGAGGGCGGCAAAGAGCAGUCUGAAGAAUUCAGAUCAAUUGUUCAGCAGUUGGAGAGGGAUCCUGUUUUGGCAGUUACUCCAAAAUCUUAUGAUAUGACUAAGGCACAACAAAGAGAAGAUACGGCUAGAAGGAUUGCGAAGUUGGCUAAAUAUCUCGAGCUCGAAGGGCCAAAGGCAUUUAAUAGAAGAUUAAACAUUCUUCAGUUAUUGGAUCCACAAACAGGUACCAGGGCUGGGAUUAAUUUAGGUUUAUUUUUGCAUUGUGUGAGAGGUAAUGGAACUGCUGAGCAGAUCAAGUAUUGGACUUACACCAAGGAGACUGCGUACCUCAAAGGUAUCUAUGGCUGUUUUGGUAUGACUGAAUUGGCUCAUGGCUCGAAUGUUGCAGGUUUGGAGACUACUGCAACAUUCGACAAAUCCACUGAUGAAUUUAUUAUAAACACGCCCCACAUUGGUGCAACAAAAUGGUGGAUCGGAGGCGCUGCACAUUCAUCAACUCACUCUGCGGUAUAUGCUAGGUUGAUCGUUGAUGGUGAAGAUUACGGUGUAAAGACCUUUGUCGUUCCUUUAAGAGAUUCCAAUCAUGACUUGAUGCCAGGUGUCACUGUGGGUGAUAUUGGUGCUAAGAUGGGUAGAGAUGGUAUUGAUAAUGGAUGGAUUCAAUUUUCCAGCGUUAGAGUCCCAAGAUACUUUAUGUUACAAAAGUUUUGUAAAGUUUCCCGGGAAGGAGAAGUUGUAUUACCUCCCUUAGAGCAGUUAUCUUAUUCUGCAUUAUUGGGUGGCAGAGUUACCAUGGUUCUUGAUUCCUUUAGAAUGACUGCAAAGUUUGCCACUAUUGCAUUAAGAUAUGCUAUUGGCAGGAGACAAUUCAAAUCAUCUUUACAAUCUGACGGAGAAACACAAUUAUUGAAUUAUCCAUUGCACCAAAAGAGGGUACUCCCCUCUUUGGCCUUCGCUUACUGCACGUCUCAAGCUGCCUGGAAGUUGGGUAAUACCAUCGAAUCAACUCUUGAUGAGUUAGAUCUCGCUGUGGAAAAAAACGACAUGCGUGCUGUGAUGAAAUCAAUCGAAGCUAUGAAGUCAUUAUUCAUUGAUUCUGCUGCUUUGAAAUCCACUUGUACCUGGUAUACGGCUGAUGUGAUUGAUCAAACGAGACAAGCAUGUGGUGGCCAUGGAUACUCAUCCUACAAUGGUUUCGGUAAAGCAUAUAAUGACUGGGUUGUUCAAUGUACCUGGGAAGGGGACAAUAGUGUUUUGGCUAUGUCCGUUGGUAAGCCACUUAUAAAGAGUGUCCAAGGUAUCUUGAAAGGAAAGCAGGAAAGAGGAUCUUUAUCAUUCUUGAAUAAUAUUAAAGAAUACUUGAAUGACAAGCCAGUUUUCACUUCUAUUGAAGAUGUCAAUGAUAUUAAAAAUGUAUUGAAAGCUAUUGAAGUAUUGAUCAUGAGAUUAACGUACCAAGCCUCAGAAACCGUUAAGGAACUGAAUGGAAAUUUUGAUACGGUUGGUGCUGAUUCAAUUAUUCUUUCAAAAUUAACUGCUCACCAUUACAUCUUGAAUGAGUAUUUAAAGAAGGUUGGAGAAUUCGAAAACAAAGAUUUGCAGCCUUAUUUAUUAUCAUUAGGAAGGUUAUAUGGGUCGAUAAUUGUUUUGGAGACCUUCUCUGGUGAAUUUUUAACCUAUGGAGUGUUACCACCAAAGUUGUUCUCUCAAUUAACUUCCAAGUACAUUCCCGCCUUAUUGGAGGAGAUAAGACCAAAUGUCAUUGCUUACACUGAUUCUUUCCAACUCACUGAUAUGGUUCUUAACUCGGCCAUUGGUAAUUAUGAUGGUAACAUUUACGAAAACUACUUUUCUAUCGUUAAGGCACAAAAUCCAUCUGAUCCGAAUUGCAAGGCUCCCUAUUCGAAAGAAUUUGAAGAUUUCUUGAACAGGCCUUCUAAGGAUGUGAGAGAAAGAUUUGAAAAGUCUCCAGAGACGGAAAAAGUCUUAUCAAAGUAA